AACAAUAACAAAGGGAGCAGUUGAGACCUCGGAGGAGAAACGAAAAACAGCGUACUGCGAAACUCCGAAAUAAAGGGUCCACAAACUUUAAAUUUCUUCCGAGAAGAAUUGUAUAUAUAUUUUUAUAUUCGACACGACAAACAAUCUACCUCAAACCCUUGAAGUAAACUGUUUUUGAAGUCAACCCUCUUCCUGUUUACAUUACUUUUGUUGCCGCAGGGCCUUUGUUUUUGCACAAUCACCAAGAGCUAUGGCUGAACUUUAUCAGGUGUUCCUCAACUAAGAAGGAGUAACUAAUGCACUUCAGCACCUUUACCAAGAUCUCAGUGAACGGCUCCUGCAGCUGAUGACCAAAGAGCCUGGCCCUUGCCUACUGCCAGCAGGACUGUCCAGCCUCGCGUCUCCUCCCAGGACACAACUAUGUUCCAGAGGUUCACCAGUGUCUUGUUUGGAGACUCCCUGGAGGACAGCGGGUGUUCUGCAGAUGCUGACUUCAACGAGAAGGAGGACGACGAUGAAUGGAUUCUGGUCGAUUAUCUAGCUAAGGCCUGUUCCAGCGCAUGUGAAGAUGAUCUAGUGGAGGUGUGCACAGACGAUGUCGCUCUCCCGGAUGCUCCCGUGCGCUGCUCGUCCUGCUCCUCUUUGGACUCAGCAGACACUGACGCAGAAGACAACAGCUUUAUGCGUUUGGAGGCGGCGUGUGGGAUGGAAGAGAGCUGGUUUAUUACACCUCCGCCGUGUUUCAUGGCUGGGGGCAGAGCUCCGGUUCUCCUAGAGACCAGUCCACUGGAAAACCUGCUGAUCGAGCACCCCAGCAUGUCCGUGUACGCCGUUCACAGCCCACGCAAACGUCCUGCUAAAGAUGGCACCCGAGAGCAGAUUUCAAGAUCUGAAGUUCAGCACAGGCCCAAUCGACCCUCUGGUUGCUACGCUGCCGCCCUUGUCGCUGCCCACGCAGGCUUCCUGGAGCAGACCAAGAACGUUCGCCUGGCCCAACGCAUCCGAGAAAACGUAGAGCGUCAACAACUCUCCCGUAACGCCCUCCGUCGCCUCAAUCUGCUGCGAGAUGGCGGUGCCAGACAGGCUAAAGCCACCGGAGGCUACGUUCACCAGCCGGGACAGAGGCAGUACAACUACUGAGACGCUCCCCACCUGCACUCCCAACUGCCCACCACACCGGGUCUUUCGCCAGAAGGAGAAUGGAGUCCUUUUGAAUCAACGCCAUAGGUCACUUUACUUCACGGCAGGUUCCUCUCAACCUGAAUGUGUCUGCAUCAUGCGUUUCCUCUCUGAACAUCUUUUACGUUCUGUCUUGUGCGUCAUGAGGGUUAAAAUGUGUUGAAUGAAAAACCAAGCGUUCAUCUGGCGUCACCGGCGCUUCCCUUACAGUAGUUGUUGUUAGACUGAACGUGAUGUUUUAGUGCAGGCAGCUUGACACGUUUGUUGCCUUUAAACGUCUCUUUCCUGCUUUAGAGACACAGUGCGUUACUUUAAAGCCAUACCGAGUUCACAUCAGUGACUGAAGUGAAGGGUCACCAGCACUUGUGGUUAGGAAGGAACCUGUCUGUGGCUCUAAAAUAGUGCUUUCUUCCUUUAUAAUUUUCUUUCUCUCUCUUUCUCUUAAAAAAAACUUUUUUGUAAGAUAUACUGGGUUUAUAUCACUAAAAGCCUUGUUUCCGUAGUAGAAAAAUAUGUAAAAUCUAUUUAAAAAAAACUUCCAAAAUAUUUUCAAACGAAAAAAUAUAGAAUAUAUUACAUAUCAGUAUGAAGUUGAUAAGAGUGUGUGUUAUAUCUGCAUUAAUAUGUAUGUACGCAGCAGUUUUUCCUAUUUUAGUGACUGAUAUGUAUGACUGUGUAGUGUUUCCAACAACAAACGACGAAAUGAAAGCUAGUGUUGUAAUGUUAUAUUUCUUGUUUGCUUUACAUCUGCAGUACAUGUCUCAGGGUCAUCACUGUUCACCUUUGCUAAAAUGCAGAAUAAAAUGCAGAUGGUAAAUUGUCUUUGUACAUACUAGAGAACCUCUAACUAUGUUGAUGUGUGCGUGUAAAAAUAAUUAAUGUAAAUCUUUAACAAAAGAGUGUCUCACAAUUUGAAUGAAAGUGAAAUGUUGCUCAUCCGUGGACUGUGAAAUGAACUCUCUUAAUUGACUGUUAAAACAUUUGACGGAGUUAAACUGUUAGCAUUUUAUUUUUUCUCAGUGUAGUGACACUUCAUGUUGUACGCCUUUAUUAUGUUUAUUUGAAUAGUUACAAGUUGUAUUUGCUGAACGAUAUAUUUAAAGUAGCAACAAAACUGAGUUAUGUUUGUCUAUUCCUUUAUCACAUAAGACCUGGUGUUGUAAAUUUCUGGUAACACUGCCAAGGUAAAUGGUUCCCCUAAAUGAAUGAAAGUGAAAUCAGUAAUGCUGACAUUCAGCAAGGUGCAUAUAACAUGCAUUGGCAACUUAAAGAAAACAUUUAUGACUCAGUUAACAUGAUAAGUGUGUCAUAUGUACUUGGGUAUGAAAGGGCUGAGGACAUGCAAAGACUAUGCUAGGCCUGUUGUUUUAAUUUUUGUUGCUUUUUCCAGUCUGUGUUGACUAGUAACAUAGCAUUGUCUAACGUUUACUUUGUGGAUGAAGGGAAUGGAAGGGAUAUAAAGUACUGUUCAUUUUCCACGAGUAAUACUAGAGAUGCUCUUUUUCCCCAUGUGUCAGCAGAUGCCUGCAUGUUUGGUAUUCAUAACAGGGAUUUAAUUUAGCCUUGAAUCGCAUCUGGGGAUCAUGUGCCUUCCAGGUGAACAGUAUGACAAUGCAUCCGUAAAGAACUUGAAAUUUGUCCAAAGGGACACAAGCAAAUGUAAUUGACUAUGCACAGAGGAUUAUCUGGUCUCUGUGAGCCACUCGCUCUGUCGACUUUUUACACAAAUGUAGCAAAUGUUUUUUGUUUAAUGUGUGAAGUUUUUUUGUCUGUGGCAUUGCUAAGUUUUAGAGAAUGUGGUUUGGUUGAUUUUACGUAUACUGGAAUAAUACAGCACUUUGCCAAAAGUGUAAGGUUUUAGCGUUAUUUUCGCAUUGUUUAUUUAUCUAUUUCUUGAACUGAUAUGUUUUGGUUACAUGUCAUAUACAAACUGUUUUAUAUGCAUAGCAUAAUUUGCAAAUCAAUUGUCCAUUUCGUAUGUCUCGAAACCAACUAUUUGUCAGUAUGUAUACUCUCUUCUCAAUAAAUGUUUUAAUAGUACAA
This is a messenger RNA of Misgurnus anguillicaudatus (oriental weatherfish), 3222 nucleotides long. It is a transcript of the gene tp53inp1, whose product is annotated as tumor protein p53 inducible nuclear protein 1. NCBI's taxonomy places the organism in Eukaryota, Metazoa, Chordata, Actinopteri, Cypriniformes, Cobitidae. Gene Ontology annotation, biological process: positive regulation of DNA-templated transcription; autophagosome assembly. The record is from RefSeq and is a predicted model, not a curated record. Gene Ontology annotation, cellular component: autophagosome; nucleus.